Messenger RNA from Salpingoeca rosetta, 2380 nucleotides. RefSeq names its product glutamine dependent NAD synthetase. The record is from RefSeq and is a predicted model, not a curated record. Gene Ontology annotation, cellular component: cytoplasm. NCBI's taxonomy places the organism in Eukaryota, Choanoflagellata, Craspedida, Salpingoecidae. The transcript is spliced from 20 exons. Gene Ontology annotation, molecular function: NAD+ synthase (glutamine-hydrolyzing) activity; glutaminase activity; ATP binding. Gene Ontology annotation, biological process: NAD+ biosynthetic process. Bases 192 to 2318 code for a protein of 708 amino acids.
CAGAGACUGAAUUCAGACCGUUCCCAGUGGCUUGCGCAAACUGCUGUGGAACAAGAAGCAAAGAGCACAAGCAAGCAGAAGCACAAGCAGAAGCAGCGACAAACCCACACCAGUCAUCUUUCCUGCUCUUGCCUCACUCAUCCUUCAGUGUGCAACCACCACAAGCACAGCACACAAGCACCACCAGCAGUAUGUCGCUGAUCACAGUGGCCACUUGCUCCCUGAACCAGUGGGCAUUGGACUUUGAAGGCAACUAUGAGCGCAUCCUGGAAAGUAUUCGGGAAUCCAAGAAGAGGGGUGCCGUUCUUCGUGUUGGCCCUGAGCUGGAGAUCAGUGGAUAUGGCUGCAACGACCACUUCUAUGAGCCGGAUACGUUCUAUCACUCGUAUCAGAUGCUGGCCAAGCUGAUCGCCCACGAAGACUGCCAGGACAUUGUCGUCGACGUCGGCCUGCCCAUGAUGCACAAGUCUGUGCGCUACAACUGCCGCAUCAUCUUCUUCAACGGGAAGGUGCUGCUGAUUCGCCCGAAGAUGUAUCUUGCCAUGAACGGCAACUAUCGCGAGGGCCGCUGGUUCACGCCCUGGCGCAGGCACAGGACGCUUGAGGACUUCAAUCUGCCUGCGGUGGUGCGCAAGGUGACGGGCCAGCUCUCUGUUCCGUUUGGGGACGGCGUCAUAUCUGCAAACGACGUCACCAUCGGCUCUGAGAUCUGCGAGGAGCUCUGGUCCCCAAACAGCCCACACAUCCACAUGGGCCUUGAUGGCAUUGACAUCUUCACCAACGGGUCUGGCAGCCACCACGAACUGCGCAAACUCGACUACCGCCUCAACCUCAUGCGUGACGCAACAGCAAAGAGUGGAGGCGUGUAUCUGUACGCGAACUCGCAGGGCAACGAUGGCGAGCGCGUGUAUUACGACGGGUGCGCACUCAUUGUUCUCAACGGAAAGAUCCUGGCGCAGGGGUCCCAGUUCUCUCUGCGCGACGUGGAGGUGCUGACGGCGACGAUUGACCUUGAGGACAUUCGCACGUACAGGGGCUCGCUCAUCUCGCUUGCGGACCAAGCAGCCGUCAGCAACGCCUACCCGCGCAUCCAGACCGGCCACGACAUGUGCAUGGAGCACGGCUCGGCCAGGCCCACGCGCCCGAUUGAGCCGUUUCUGCACACGCCGGAGCAGGAGAUUGCGCUCGGCCCCGCCUGCUGGCUCUGGGACUACUUGCGCCGCUCUGGCCUGGGUGGAUUUUUCCUCCCGUUGAGCGGCGGAAUGGACAGCUCAUCCACGGCCAGCAUCGUGUGCUCCAUGUGCCAUCUUGUUGUCGAGGCGAUUGAAAAUGGCAACGAGCAAGUUCUCGCAGAUGUGCGGCGAAUUGUACGUGAUGAGGAGUUUGUGCCGUCGACACCGCAGGAGAUUGCAGCCAAGAUCUUCUUCACCAUGUACAUGGGCACCACAAACUCGUCCAAGGAAACACGCGACCGCGCCAAGGGCCUCGCCAACGAGAUUGGCGCUGUUCAUUACGACAUCAACAUGGACACGGCCGUGUCCGCCAUCACAUCCCUCUUCGCUCUCGUCACGGGAAAAACACCAAAGUUCAAGGUUCACGGCGGGAGCCACCAGGAGAAUUUGGCGCUGCAGAACAUCCAGGCGCGACUGCGAAUGGUGCUGUCAUAUCUCUUUGGGUCGCUACUUCCCUGGUGCCACGGCCGUCACGGCUCCCUCCUCGUGCUCGGCUCUGCAAACGUCGACGAAUGCCUGCGCGGGUACAUGACCAAGUACGACUGUUCCUCUGCCGACCUGAAUCCCAUUGGCGGCAUCAGCAAGGCCGAUCUUCGCCGCUUCCUCCCGUUUGCUGCAGAGCGCUUCAAGCUCCCGUCCCUCCACGGGAUCCUGAGCGCAAAGCCGACGGCAGAGCUCGAGCCGAUCACAGAGGGGUACACGCAGACGGAUGAAGAGGACAUGGGCAUGACAUACGAUGAGCUGUCGACAUACGGACGUCUUCGCAAGAUCAGCAAGUGCGGGCCGUACUCGAUGUUCCGCAAGCUCGUGGACCUGUGGAGCGAUCGCCUCACCGUUCGCCAGAUUGCGGACAAGGUCAAGUACUUUUUCCGCAUGUACUCCAUCAACCGCCACAAGACCACCGUCCUCACGCCGUCCUAUCACGCAGAGGGGUAUUCACCGGAUGACAACCGGUUCGACCUGCGCCCGUUCCUGUACAACACGCGCUGGACGCUUCCGUUCAAGUGCAUCGACAACGACGUGUCGCGGUGCGAGGAGGCCGUGCACCACCGCGAGGAAGCAGCAUGCCAGGAGCCAACCGCCUGAUGCCUCUGCACCUUGCUCUGUGUGCGCGUGCGUGCGUGCGUGUGUGUGUGCGCGCGUGCGUG